Ictalurus furcatus (blue catfish) is the source of this 1801-nucleotide messenger RNA. RefSeq lists its product as uncharacterized. The record is from RefSeq and is a predicted model, not a curated record. Gene Ontology annotation, biological process: Arp2/3 complex-mediated actin nucleation. Bases 176 to 1360 code for a protein of 394 amino acids. The transcript has 8 exons. NCBI's taxonomy places the organism in Eukaryota, Metazoa, Chordata, Actinopteri, Siluriformes, Ictaluridae. Gene Ontology annotation, molecular function: actin filament binding. Gene Ontology annotation, cellular component: actin cortical patch; Arp2/3 protein complex.
UGUAACCUGCCCACAGCUCACAGCUCUCUGUAGCGUCCAGUGUGAGAGAAGUAAAGCAUUUCACAAAGAACUUACUCUGUCAGAUUGUCUUAUUUGCAGGUAUUUACACAGUGAGAGCUCCAGGAGAAAGAGCUGCACUGCUGCAGGCUGUAAUCUGCCCUGAUCCAGGGGAAGGAUGGACAGCACGGGGAGGAAAGUGGUCGUCUGUGAUAAUGGCACUGGGUUUGUCAAGUGUGGUUUCGCUGGGUCCAAUUUCCCAGAGCACAUCUUCCCAGCACUUGUAGGACGUCCUGUCAUACGCUCAGAUACUAAAGUGGGGAAUAUUGUGAUCAAGGACCUGAUGGUGGGAGAUGAGGCGAGUGAAUGCCGCUCCAUGCUGGAGGUCUCCUAUCCUAUGGAGAACGGGAUGGUACGUAACUGGGACGACAUGCUCCACCUGUGGGAUCACACUUUUGGACCAGAUCGUCUGAACAUCAAUCCGUCUAACUGUAAAGUGCUGUUGACCGAGCCACCUCUGAACCCUCUGAAGAACCGGCAGAAGAUUGCAGAGGUCAUGUUUGAGACCUACAAGUUCCACGGCAUCUACAUCGCCAUCCAGGCUGUGCUGACGCUCUACGCACAGGGUCUCCUGACAGGUGUGGUGGUGGACUCAGGUGAUGGUGUGACUCAUAUCUGUCCUGUGUAUGAGGGAUUCUCCCUUCCCCACCUGACACGCAGACUCGACAUUGCAGGACGUGACAUCACACGCUACCUCAUCAAGUUGUUGCUGCUGAGGGGCUACGCCUUCAACCAAACAGCAGACUUUGAGACGGUUCGGAUGAUGAAGGAGAAACUGUGCUUUGUGGGUUACAACAUAGAACAGGAGCAGAAACUGUCCAACGAGACGACUUUUUUGGUGGAGUCGUACACGCUGCCAGAUGGGCGCAACAUAAAGCUUGGUGGAGAAAGAUUCGGGGCUCCAGAGGCGCUUUUCCAGCCGCACCUCAUCAACAUAGAGGGAGUCGGGGUGGCCGAGCUUCUCUUCAACACCAUCCAGGCUGCUGACAUCGACCUCAGGGCGGAUUUGUACAAGCAUAUCGUGCUGUCCGGAGGGUCUACCAUGUAUCCUGGGCUGCCCUCCCGCCUGGAAAGAGAGCUCAAGCAGCUGUACCUAGAAAGAGUGCUGAAAGGAGACACAGAAAAGCUCUCGAAGUUUAAGAUCCGCAUCGAAGACCCCCCUCGCCGUAAGCACAUGGUGUUCAUGGGUGGAGCCGUGCUGGCCAACAUCAUGAAAGAUAAAGAGUCGUUCUGGUUGUCGAGAGCCGAGUAUGAGGAAAAAGGCCUGAAAGUGCUCGACAAGCUCGGCGGUGGAACAAAAUGAACCCGCACUUGCAUGAAAACAAAAAUACAUUUAUGGACAAGCACUAUACUGACACACAAAUCCACCAAUUCAUUCUCAUAUAUAAUAGAAAGCUAAGAAAGUACGAAUAUAGUGAACCAUGCAGCUUUUCCUGACUACGAAAUGAUCCAAACCGACCCGAACUUUCUAAACUCCAAGCGACCAUGAUGUCUCCACACUUCCACACCUCACUUUUAUUGUCAUAUUGUAUGUAACAUUAGCCUAAUCAUAUUGCAUUGACACAUAAGUUGUUUAAAGAAAACAACAACCCUUUGUAUUUGUAAUUAAGAAUAGAAAAAUGAGUCCAAUAUCAUUUUGUUGAAACUGAUAGCUGAGUUACGAUACUUUUAUGCCUCCCUGUAAUCACUUUCUGUUCUUUUACUCCUUCAUGCUACUUGUUUUAAAGUUAGAACUCUAACUAUA